Messenger RNA from Oncorhynchus kisutch (coho salmon), 5850 nucleotides. Its product is annotated as protein phosphatase 1B. The coding region runs from base 352 to 1494 and encodes 380 amino acids. The transcript has 8 exons. NCBI's taxonomy places the organism in Eukaryota, Metazoa, Chordata, Actinopteri, Salmoniformes, Salmonidae. The record is from RefSeq and is a predicted model, not a curated record. Gene Ontology annotation, molecular function: manganese ion binding; protein serine/threonine phosphatase activity; magnesium ion binding. Gene Ontology annotation, biological process: protein dephosphorylation.
GUACCAAAAAUAGCACCUCCUCUUGUUCAGCACCCAAAGGACGAAAGUGCGAGAUUCGCCUGUGUUGUCUAUUAUAACCAAUUCUUACUGUCCAUAUUUGUGUAGAAACGUACUGAACAGUUUUUUUUGUUGAUGUGAGAAACCUAUUUGGUGUCAAACAUGCGUAAAAGCCUACGCCAUCCAAGCAGGGAACCGCCGAGAAAGGAAUUAUCGCCGCUCAUCUGAGGCCAAACUCGCAUAUUUUGUUUUGUCAAGUAAGGAAACAAAACAAUAUCACCACGACGAUACCCACUAGUCAGGGACCUAAAAAACAACUACAUUCGUUUUACAGUUGGAAACCAGUUUGUAGGUAUGGGGGCGUUCCUGGACAAGCCUAAGACAGAGAAGCAUACGGCCCAUGGUGAGGGCAAUGGGCUGCAUUACGGCCUGAGCUCCAUGCAGGGCUGGCGGGUGGAGAUGGAGGAUGCCCACACUGCCAUGGUGGGCCUGCCCCACGGCCUCACCGACUGGUCCUUCUUCGCUGUCUACGACGGGCAUGCCGGCUCCCGCGUUGCCAAUUACUGCUCCGCCCACCUACUGGAGCACAUCCUAUCAGGGGGGGCGGAGUUCACCCCGGGGACGGGCUCAGUGGAGGGUGUAAAGGAUGGGAUCCGCACGGGCUUCCUGAAGAUCGACGAAUACAUGCGCAGCUUCACGGACCUGCGACAAGGGCUGGACCGCAGCGGCUCCACGGCGGUGGGUGUGCUGCUAAGCCCUUUCCACCUCUACUUCAUAAACUGUGGCGACUCCCGGGCCGUGCUGAGCCGAGAUGGACGAGUUGGAUUCUCUACACAGGACCACAAGCCGUGCAACCCCAGAGAGAAGGAGCGUAUCCAGAACGCAGGGGGGUCAGUGAUGAUCCAGAGGGUCAACGGUUCCCUGGCCGUGUCCAGAGCCCUGGGGGACUAUGACUACAAGUGUGUGGAUGGGAAGGGUCCCACAGAACAACUGGUCAGCCCAGAGCCAGAGGUGUGUGUGUUGGAGCGUGCUGCGGAGGGGGAUGAGUUUGUGGUGCUGGCGUGCGACGGGAUCUGGGACGUGAUGUCCAACGAGGAGCUGUGCGAGUUCGUCAGGUCCCGGCUACAAGUGUUUGACGACCUGGAAAGAGUCUGCACUGCUGUGGUGGACACCUGUCUGCACAAGGGCAGCAGAGAUAACAUGAGUGUGGUGUUGGUGACUUUACCGGGAGCUCCCAAGGUGUCUGAGGAAGCCCUGAAGAGAGAGGAGGACCUGGACAAAUACCUGGAGACACGUGUAGAGGAUUUGCUGGGUAGCUGUGGAGAGGAGGGGGUUCCUGACCUGGUGUCUGUUCUGAGGAACAUCGCCUCUGAGAACAUCCCCAACCUUCCACCUGGAGGAGGCCUGGCCUGCAAGCGCAGUGUGAUCGAGGCGGUGUACAGCAGGCUGAACCCACAAAGAGAAGAGGAAGGGUGUGAUCUGGAGGACCCCUGGUAGUCGUGGUAACUGCGACCCGGUCUCCUCCUGUGAUUGGUCUAGCCACCCAGAGGGAGAAUUGCCUCCUCCACGUGCCCAGUGGACGACGUGUGUGUGUGUGCGUGUGAGGAUGAACACACCCACACACACACUCUGCUUUUCCUUGGGAGGAGUGUGUCUUUGGAGGUGUUGCGGUUGUUGUAAGGACUGAUGAAGCGUCUGGAUGGUAGAUGUUUUUUACCAUCCAGGUUUUCUGGUGUUACAUUUUUUGUUGUUGUUGUUGACAUUGAUCACCUGACUACAUGGACAUGACCUGGGGUGGAUUUAUGUGUUUGUGUGUGUGAGAGAGAAAUGGAAAUUUGGAGGUGGGGUUUGGGACCCAGACUGGUUCAAUCUGGUACUUGUCUUGGACUCUGUGCUGCCUGAAAACCCCAACCGCCCGAACACACACACACACACACACCCUAAAACCUGACACACCAAGCCCUGCAAAUGUACAGUGGGGAGAACAAGUAUUUCAUACACUGCUGAUUUUGCAGGUUUUCCUACUUACAAUGCAUGUAGAGGUAUGUCAUUUUUAUCAUAGGUACACUUCAACUGUGAGAGAUGGAAUCUAAAACGAAAGUCACAUUGUAUGAUUUUUAAGUAAUUAAUUUGCAUUUUAUUGCAUGACGUAAGUAUUUCAUACAUCAGAAAAGCAGAACUUAAUGUUUGGUACAGAAACCUGUUUUCAAUUACAGAGAUCAUACGUUUCCUGUAGUUCUUGACCAGGUUUGCACACACUGCAGCAGGGAUUUUGGCCCACUCCUCCAUAGAGACCUUCUCCAGAUCCUUCAGGUUUCGGGGCUGUUGAUGGGCAAUACGGACUUUCAGCUCCCUCCAAAGAUGAUCUAUUGGGUUCAGGUCUGGAGACUGGCUAAUCCACUCCAGGACCUUGAGAUGCUUCUUACGGAGCCACUCCUUAGUUGCCCUGGCUGUGUGUUUCGGGUCGUUGUCAUGCUGGAGACCCAUCUUCAAUGCUCUUACUGAGGGAAGGAGGUUGUUGGCCAAGAUCUCGCGAUACAUGGCCCCAUCCAUCCUCCCCUCAAUACGGUGCAGUCGCCCUGUCCCCUUUGCAGAAAAGCAUCCCCAAAGAAUGCUCUUUCCACCUCCAUGCUUCACGGUUGGGAUGGUGUUCUUGGGGUCGUACUCAUCCUUCUUCCUCCAAACACGGCGAGUGGAGUUUAGACCAAAAAGCUCAAUUUUUUUUCUCAUCCGACCACAUGACCUUCUCCCAUUCCUCCUCUGGAUCAUCCAGAUGGUCAUUGGCAAACUUCAGACGGGCCUGGACAUGCACUGGCUUGAGCAGGGGGACCUUGCGUGCACUGCAGGAUAUUAAUCCAUGACGGUGUAGUGUGUUACUAAUGGUUUUCUUUGAGACUGUGGUCCCAGCUCUCUUCAGGUCAUUGACCAGGUCCUGCUGUGUAGUUCUGGGCUGAUCCCCCACCUUCCUCAUGAUCAUUGAUGCCCCACGAGGUGAGAUCUUGCAUGGAGCCCCAGACCGAGGGUGAUUGACCGUCAUCUUGAACUUCUUCCAUUUUCUAAUAAUUGCGCCAACAGUUGUUGCCUUCUCACCAAGCUGCUUGCCUAUUGUCCUGUAGCCCAUCCCAGCCUUGUGCAGGUCUACAAUUUGUAUCCCUGAUGUCCUUGCACAGCUCUCUGGUCUUGGCCAUUGUGGAGAGGUUGGAGUCUGUUUGAUUGAGUGUGUGGACAGGUGUCUUUUAUACAGUUAGCGAGUUCAAACGGGUGCAGUUAAUACAGGUAAUGAGUGGAGAACAGGAGGGCUUCUUAAAGAAAAACUAACAGCUCUGUGAGAGCUGGAAUUCUUACUGGUUGGUAGGGGAUCAAAUACUUAUGUCAUGCAAUAAAAUUCAAAUGACAUACAACGUGAUUUUCUGGAUUUUUGUUUUAGAUUCCGUCUCUCACAGUUGAAGUGUACCUAUGAUAAAAAAUUACAGACCUCUACAUGCAUUGUAAGUAGGAUAACCUGCUGAUUUUGCAGGUUAUCAAAUACUUGUUCUCCCCACUGUAUCUCUCUCUCUCACACAGAGGGUGGGGGGUCCACGUGCUACAUGUUGCGGUUAUACACCCCCCCCCCCCCAUCCCUCACAACCCUCUGCUCCACGCCACAGCUACAGAACAGGUAUUGGUUAAAACUGAUCCCACCUGACCCCUAUGUGCCACGCCACAGCUACAGGGUGGGUAUUGGUUCAAACUGACCCCACCUGACCGCCUCUGAUUGGUUCCUCCUGAUGGAUGGAGACUUCUGAUCAUUUUUAUUUUCUGUUUGCUGUAGGAUAAACGAAGGCCCUCGAUUUGUGCAUUCAUGUGAGCCCGCCAUAUGCACGUGUCCCAAAGCCGAGGGAGUGGAAAUAUUGAGGGGUUUAGGUCUAAUUUAGUCUCUCCAAUAGACACUUCAACCUGGCUUCACAGCAAAGUAAUAUUCCAACACGCACCACAAAGCAUUUGCAUUUUAUUUUAUUUUGUGAAAUACAUCCCAAAUGAAAUGUUCAACUGUUAGUGUGGUUUUAAAUCUCGUUAAACAAUGGGGAAUUUCUCAAUUUGACUUGCAUGUCCAUUUUUACAUGUCCAUUUUAUUGAACUUGAAAUGAAUCGUUCAAGUCAUGACUUUGUCCCGAAGUUGGUUGGGGUUAUUGAUUUGACACGCUGGAAACCAGCAUCAGUCUUGUCAGGAACUGUGACAAUGGAGUGAUUUCCCGAGAGUUCUGUUCUCUCUGGUAGGGGUGGGCUCACAAUGGUGGACUCUGGGCGUGGUGGGGUUCCGUGUGAUGAUGUCUGUGCCACAGGCUGGACUGGGGGAGGGAGGAAUCAGGGGUUUAGGGUAGAGUUUCUCAAACUGUAGCAUGGGGACCCACGUUCCAUAAACGUGGACCGAGUUUGGGAAACACUGGGGUUAGGGUGUCACGGUUGGACCGCUCCUGAACCUCACCUACUCCCCUCCGCUCUUCUGAUCAAAGAGGAUCAAUAGUUAACCUGAUCACUUUGAUCAAAAACGGACAUCUCCUGGACCCCACCGUCUCACCUUAUUCCCCUCAGCUCUGCCCACCUGAGUAAAGCAGGCUCAAUAGUUAACCUUGGCCCGGUUUCCCAAGAACGUUAGAUACGUUGUCGUUAAAUCUGUGAGCCGUUUCCCAAAACCAUCGUUAUUAACGUUGCACUUGAAGAUGCUCGUAAUCUAACGCCUGCAUCAGAUCACCUCAGAACAGCCGAGUUAGAUGAUUAUUUUUUUGCCCUCCCAUGUCACUUUAUUCACAAGAUCUCCGCUAAACAUAAUCACAUGGUUUAUCAGUCUCUGUGACCACCUAUAACUUCAGAACAAAGUUGACUACAAGUACAAAGUUGCCAAUGUCUUUGCCAUUGAAACAGUGGGAGGCGACAUAUAAAAAGAUGCUUCAAAUGUACUGUACUGUAGGAUACUGUCUGUAAUUUGUAUCAAUAUAUUUAAUCACGUGUAGCCUAACAAAUCAGUGAUAUGGUGCAUUUGUUAUUGGGUAAGCGUUAAAAAAAUAAGCCGACUCGAUAUUUGCAACUGUAGGUGGUAAUGUGUCUCUAGAAGCUGAUCCGUAGUCAGUUUUGUGAAAGAAAUAUAAUGUAAAGGAAAGAUUUGAAUGGAUAAUUCGAUCCUAUCAGUAUCAACACAUGCUCCAACGAUGCAUUUAGCGACCGUUCUCUACGCGUGGUGUUUUUGGAAACGCAUGUUAUAUCUUCGGCGGUUGUAGGAAAGUUGCAUCGUUAAAACACUUAUAAGUCUAAGGUCUAUUGCUAUCGUGAAACCGGGCCCAGAUCACAUUGAGCAACAUUCACGCGCGUAGCUGUUGAUUUUACGGAGUAUUACCAAGCUAAAGUUGAAUUCAAAUCAGUCUCUGUAAACUAGGAAAUGUGGAGUUGUUUAAGAAUAUUUAGGAGCUUUAGCUAAAUAUUUGGUCCUGCUUUGUGACAUCAACCCCUGGUUGGCCGCCAGACGCCCUACUCCACAAUGUGAUGUCAUCAUAGACUGCAGGGCAACUUCCUGGUUACGGAAAACAACAACACAAUUCAAAUUUGCCAAAACUGACACUUGACUCUUCCCAAUGUGAUCAGUCUUCUUAGCAGAUAAAAAAUGUUGCUGUUGUCUGUAAAGCAGAGCGCUGCCCCAUUUUGUGUAUGAUGUCAUAUGGUGGAGUGUACCUUUUUUAAACCCAGGUAGAGUCCUAGUGUUAAUCCUGUGUACCUGGUUCAGACUACAUCGGUAAUGUUUGUAUUUGCUGUUGUUUGAUUGCACUCACAUUUGAUUACAGAAAGCGUCUAUAUAUGAAAUAAAAUACCUACCAAGGACCA